AUGUCCAAGAUAUCUCUAGCUUCUUCUGCCACUUCACAAUAUACAAGACCAAUCGUUUUUAGAGAAAGCUUUAGUGCUGAGGAAGUUCCGAGUCCCUGGAUCAGAUUGCAAAAUUGAAUGAAGUUGAUUUUCCAGUCACUAUUAUUAGUAGAACCUCAACAGUAGAAAUCAAGUGUCUUUAUCUGACAAUUUUCCCUCAGGUUGGAAAGAUCUAGUCUACCAGGGAUCAAAAUUGUACAAUAGUAAAAUUCCAGGACUUCAACAUGCUUAUAUGCACAUAGAAUCCUCUUUAGAUGAUGAGCUUUGACCAGGAAAUUAUCCAGACUCACCUUCUUGGAUACUCUGCAGCUGAAUUUAGCUAACUGAUUCAAAUGUAGAGAAAUGGUAACUCAUUUUCUGGAAAGUAAAUAGAAAUGUAGUUUGGCUACUUGAGAAGGAAAUGAGCUUUCAAGAGAAGAAUGAGUGUGGCUUUUUCUCCUAGCUCCCACACAAAUCUCAAAGUUCUGAAUGUUUAAUAAUUUUAGCUGCAAUAUCUUUCUCGGAAAUGCAAAACUUCUGGGGUCCCAAAAUGAUAAAAAUAGCUUUUCAAUCAAAAUUCCUUCAAAAUCUCAACUUUUCUCGUAAAACAGUUUCACAUCUGACUAACUAUAACCUCUGAAUCAAUUCUUUCACUAUCAAUUACAAUUUCCCUCUCUUCUCUAUA
Messenger RNA from Moneuplotes crassus, 703 nucleotides. Lineage: Eukaryota; Ciliophora; Spirotrichea; Euplotida; Euplotidae. The record is from the annotation of a GenBank genome assembly.